AGAGGCCCGGAUGGAGGACGCGGGGACGCGCCGUUGCUAUGGCAGCCGGGUCCUCUCGGCCGUGGGAGGAGGUGCUGGGGUCUCCCUCGCCUCCCUGUCAGAGCUUAGAAAGAGGAAGAGAGGAGAAUUCCCCCGGCCAUCUCUGUGACCCCAGCCGCUGCAUCUUAUACAGCAUUAUUCUUUAACAAACGGAAAAUGGAUGAAAAUAAAGAUAUGGACUCAAAAGAAAGUGGAGAAUAUGAAGACGACUUUGAAAAGGACCUGGAAUGGUUAAUAAAUGAAAAAGAAAAAAGUGGUGCCAGCAUAAUAGAGAUGGCUUGUGGGAAUGAAGAGAAUAUUAACCAAGAAUUAAAAGACAAUGAAACAGAAGUAGAACACACCAAACAACAUUCUGAUCCUGACAAAUCUUCGAAGGAUGAGCUUUCACCAAGAAGAAAUGACUUCAUUUCUGUACCAAGUAUUCAACCUUUGGAUCCCAUAUCAGAUUCAGACAGUGAAAACUCUUUCCAGGAAUCCAAAGUGGAAAGUCAGAGAGACCUGGAAGAGGAAGAGGAUGAGGAAGUAAGGAGAUAUAUUAUGGAGAAAAUUAUACAAGCCAACAAGAUUCUACAGAAUCAAGAACCUGUGAAUGAUAAAAGGGAGCGAAAACUUAAGUUCAAAGAUAAAUUAGUUGAUCUGGAAGUUCCUCCACUGGAAGACACUGAUACUCACAAAAAUUAUUUUGAAAAUGAAAGUAGUAUGUCAGGAAAACUGUCACAGUUAUGUAUUUCCAAUGAAUUUGGACAAGAAAAUGUGCUCCUGUCACUAACUGAUGGAAAUUGUGAAGAAAACAAGGAUAGGAAAAUACUAGUAGAGAAAGAUGGAAAGUUUGAACUUCUAAAUUUACAAGACAUUGAGAGUCAGGGGUUUUUGCCCCCCAUUAAUGCUAAUAGUACAGAAAAUGAACCUCACCAGUUGUCACCCAGAUCUUCCAACUCAAAUGUCAAUGGGGCUAAGAAAGAAGAGCCUAUAGCAAAGAUUCAUGCUAUUGCUUACUCAUCAACAGAAGAGCCACUGGCUUAUAUCCCUCAGCCGCCACCCAACCCCAAGACUCGUCCAAGCUCUGCUGUCAACUCGGAUCGAAGUAAGGGGAAUGGAAAAGCUAAUCACAGGAUACAGUCUGCAAAUAUAUCUCCAGUGACCUCAACAUAUUGUCUUUCCCCUCGACAAAAAGAACUGCAAAAACGGCUAGAACAAAAGAGAGAAAAGCUAAAGAGAGAGGAAGAACAACGUAAAAUAGAAGAAGAGAAAGAAAAGAAAAAAGAGAAUGACAUCGUAUUUAAAGCAUGGUUGCAAAAGAAAAGAGAGCAGGUCCUAGAAAUGAGGAGAAUUCAGCGAGCAAAGCAAAUCGAAGACAUGAAUAGUAGACAGGAAAACAGAGAUCCACAACAAGCCUUUCGAUUAUGGCUUAAAAAAAAGCAUGAAGAGCAGUUGAAAGAAAGAAAGACAGAAGAACUACGAAAGCAAGAGGAAUGCUUAUUCUUCCUUAAAGGAACAGAGGGCCGCGAGCGGGCCUUUAAACAAUGGUUGCGAAGGAAACGGAUUGAAAAACUAGCAGAGCAACAAGCUGCCAGAGAAAGAACUAGACAGCUCCGACUAGAAGCAAAGCAUUCUAAACAAUUGCAGAGCCACCUAUAUAUGUCAGAAGCCACAUCUUUUCGUUUUACUGAUCAUUAUAACUGAAAGUAUCUACUAAAUACUUCGUUUAUUUGGAAGCUGCUAUCCUCAAAAUUUUGGGUAUCAUUUCUUAUGGCUUAUGUGAUUUGGUCAUACUGUAAAUUAUGGAAAUGCUUUUUAUCUUUUGGCGAUACAGUGAAUUUUUUUUUUAAUACUAAACAAAAUAAAUUUCUUCUCUCGCA
Messenger RNA from Odobenus rosmarus divergens (Pacific walrus), 1898 nucleotides. It is a transcript of the gene CCDC181, whose product is annotated as coiled-coil domain containing 181. Gene Ontology annotation, molecular function: microtubule binding. The coding region runs from base 196 to 1722 and encodes 508 amino acids. The transcript is spliced from 6 exons. Lineage: Eukaryota; Metazoa; Chordata; Mammalia; Carnivora; Odobenidae. The record is from RefSeq and is a predicted model, not a curated record.